Molecule: messenger RNA, 2250 nt
Organism: Agrilus planipennis (emerald ash borer)
Lineage: Eukaryota; Metazoa; Arthropoda; Insecta; Coleoptera; Buprestidae
Product: zinc finger C2HC domain-containing protein 1C
Exons: 8
Coding region: 398-1912 (504 amino acids)
Source: RefSeq, a predicted model, not a curated record
UUGGGGGUGACCUCUCCACCUCGACGUCGUCGUCGUUGUUGGUGUCUUGUCGUACCGCGAUUCGUGUUUAUUACCUACCUACUCACUCGCUAAGUGAAAGACAAUCGUGACAUCGUAUCUUAUAUUAUUUUGUCAUAGGUGGUUCAUAGUUCGGUCAGCUACCUGUCGCGAAUAUAAUAUUUUAUUUACUUUUUUUGUUACCCAUGACUACUACUCCUGUAAAUCCCAUAUAGACGUGACACGUUCGUUUACAUUGCAACAUUGGAGCAAUCGAUUCACCUAGUUUAUACGCGGAAUUUAUGACAUACUUUUCCGGGACACGGGAGUCUCAAACGUACUCAUUCCUGACACGGACAAACAAGGCUAGAUUGCAAGCUUAUGACAAAUUGUUACAAAAAUGUCCAAGUUGGCGUUAAUGCAAGCUCGAUUUCAGGAGAAACAAAUGCAACAAAAGGAGGAGAAACUAUUGCGACUUUUAGAAAAUCAGCAACAACGAACAAUGGAACGAAUUAACAGGGGAAGUCCAGUUAACACCACUAACGAGUCACAUAAAACGAGUUACAUGGUUUCGCACAACUCUUCCACGGCAACUAAAGGAAAGGUGCGACAAAUGUUUGACGAAAGGCGUCAAAAAGCUGGUAUAGAUAGAAAUCAUCCAUUAGAACCUCUUAAAACGUCAAAAUCAACAUCUUUAAACGGAUUCGUUAAAUCUCCUGUGCGCAACGACUCGAAAAUGGAAAGAAAUAACAAUAGCGGCGUCCUACGAACCACCAUUAGGACUACUGUGCAAAACAAAAUUUUUAAGAGCCGAAAUGGUAAACCUGUGGUAAACGAGAAAAAGGUUUUUAGAAGUCUCUAUACGAAUAAUAACGGUAAAGAAGCUAUUCAAGAAGAAUGUUACGUCGAAAAUAACAAUUCGAUCGAUAAAAGUUUGGCAAGUAGAAUGAACAGUAUUCAAAUAGGCGAUGGUUUGGAAAAUCAAGAGCUUCCGAACGUUAGACUUGACUUGUAUGACGAUAAAGGAGAUAUUUAUUCGAAAGGAAAUGAAAUGAAUCAUUUCGAAAAGAACGGGAUCGCAAUUCAUAAACCAGACCCUGUAGCUCCAAAAAAAGAAUCAAAGCCUAUCGUUAGGACAACACAGACAAGGAUACAAAAAUCACCGGGUGGAAGUUCUUUUAAUCAAAAUCCAACCACUCUUCGGUCCUUAUCAGGAACAACCACCCCCGUCAAGCAACUAUCAUCACACAGCAACUCGAAUCGAAAUCUCACCUCUAAUACUCUAACUUCACCAACAGUUUCACCGUCAGGAAGUAAUAAGACAAGCGCAACCAGUAUGUCUCAACCUAAGGUGAAGUCGGCAAAUAAUAACAAAGCACCCUCAACCGCAAGGCCGUCAGCUAAACCAAGACAACCGCCAUCCGCAGUUGUGAGGGAUGAUCUUGAACAGUGUAAAUAUUGUGGAAGACGUUUCGUCGUUGAUAGGUUACAACUUCAUGAAGAAAUCUGUGCGAGGGCCGGUAAAAAACAACGUAAAACUUAUGACUCAACAAAACACAGGGUUCAAGGAACUGAACUGGAGCAAUUCGUUCGUAAAAAAAAACCGGGAAAGGGUGCAAACAAGAUACUACCGGAAGCGAAUUGGCGUAAAAGACACGAAGAAUUCAUAGCCACCAUCCGGGCAGCAAAAGUAACCCAGGCGCACCUGGCAAAAGGUGGUAAACUAUCGGAUUUACCCCCACCACCACCUUCAUACAACCCAGAUUAUGUACAGUGCCCUCAUUGCGGUAGAAGAUUUAAUCAAGCGGCUGCUGAACGUCAUAUACCCAAAUGUGCCACAUAUGAGUUUAAUAAACCAAAGCCAAAAGCCCCAUCCAAAUCAUCAGCCUCAACGAAAUCUGGAGGAAGCUACUAAAAAUGUCAUCGACACCGAAAUUCUUACAAUAUACACGAAUAUAAAUAGAUUAUAUUACAUACUAUCAAUUUGCCAAACGAUCUGCCAAGAGAUACUUACUGUUAGAUACAUUUCAAUUUUUUGUGCGAAAUUUUAUGCUAAGAACAAACUAUACGCAAAACUAAAUCGGGUGUGAUUUAAUCAAAUUCUAUUUAUAAUUAAGCUCGCUUUUGCUUUUUUAAUUUGUAACAAAAAGUUUGAAAACACGACAAUUUAUACGCCGAAAAAUUGACAUUUUUGGUUAAUAUUAUAAACAGCAUAUACAUAAAUGUAUAUAAAUAAAAACACUAAUGAACUCA